Molecule: messenger RNA, 1218 nt
Organism: Penicillium verhagenii
Lineage: Eukaryota; Fungi; Ascomycota; Eurotiomycetes; Eurotiales; Aspergillaceae
Exons: 1
Coding region: 1-1218 (405 amino acids)
Source: RefSeq, a predicted model, not a curated record
AUGCUACAUGCUGUACAUGUUAGCGACUAUUCAAAGGAAAGGGCUGGGCUAGAUGAUACCCACUCUGAUUUCCUCCUCAAGAAGCUUAUACUACAGGCGCCGCAUAUCAAGGAGGCUUCACUGCAAACCACAUCUAAUCCUUCUGGCACCAUGCGUCCUCAUGACCCAAAACACAAGAAAGGCCUUCUAGUGGACGAUGGAAGCCUGAAAAACCCCCCUAUUGGCAAGCUCCAAAGACUACUAUGGCCCCUCAAAAGCAAAAUGACAGCCCAUCAGUUCCAGGAGUGGCAAAUGGUUACGGAUUUCAGCCUUCUAAAAGCAUGGACUAUUGGCUGUGUUGAAGAUCCAGCACUACUCCAGGCUAUCACGGAUAUCCACCCUUUCGAACGACUGACUCGACUUACUCUUUUUCUAGUCAAACAGGAAGAGGAUGACGCUCUAGAAUUCUGGCGUUCUGCGGAGUCUAUGUUUAAGUCUCUACCUCCGUUGACCUAUCUUUAUUUACUAGGAUCUUUUACUCCUACCUUUUUCAAUCAUGGAGUCCUAGCCAAACAUGGAUCAACUCUAGAGGAACUGAGAUUAUACAAUGGUCCAGGAAACAGUCAAGAUAUCACUAGACUUUCAUUCAAACUUGAAAGACAAACCGGAAGACAAAUUGCGCCCGCAUUUUCGUCUGAUGAUAUUUCAGAGCUCGCAAGCCAGUGCCCGUCCCUACAGAAGCUAUUCAUCUGUGCGCAAGAAUCUCAAGGUCCCGGGAGAGAAGUCUGGGAUGCAUUGGGCCAGUUUCCAUCCCUUCAGGAGCUCGACUUGACGCUGAAAUGCUCACCGGAGAUGGACGACAACAUGAUGCCGGUCCCGCCGCGUAAGUUGUCGGAGUUUGAAGAGGGUAUUGUCAAGCAAUUUCGUGAUUCUUGCCGGAGAUGGUUUAUUCGGGACUGCAUUAAGAACUGCUGUAUCAACGAGGGUCUGGCGCGGGCAUUCUUCACGCAUAUUCGCGAAUGUCAGGAUGCAAAACGCUUCACCGGGCUGGUCAUUCGCCCUCUUUAUAAUACGGUGCCUGGCCAUCAUUAUUUCCACAGCCUGGCUCUUACGUGGACGAUUAAAUUAGAUGCUCUAACAGGCCUGCAUGCAACAUCCGAAAAGACGUCGAACUCCCAAGUUAUGAAAACGCGGACUGGGUUUGAAGCUGAGAUGAUAUCGAUUUUUGAAUCGAUCUGA